This is a messenger RNA of Numida meleagris (helmeted guineafowl), 4432 nucleotides long. It is a transcript of the gene RALYL, whose product is annotated as RALY RNA binding protein like. Gene Ontology annotation, cellular component: nucleus. Gene Ontology annotation, molecular function: RNA binding. The record is from RefSeq and is a predicted model, not a curated record. Bases 640 to 1608 code for a protein of 322 amino acids. Lineage: Eukaryota; Metazoa; Chordata; Aves; Galliformes; Numididae. The transcript has 11 exons.
UUUUUUUUCCUUAUAGAGAUGGGAUUUGCAAAUGCAUUUUACAGCAGUGUUUACAAAGAGUUUGUAGUCUUGCAAUACUGGUGGAAGCCACAGAGCAAGAUGUUAAUUUUAUUAUUUUUUUGUUAUUUCUUUUUUUGACACUCAGUGCAAUCAGCAGGGCUUUUUUUUUUCUUCUUUUUCAGUUUUUGAUGCCUGUUUCUAACUGAAACUUUUCUUGCAGCCUGUUACAGUUAACAUUUUUAAAUACUUUUUUUCCUCCUUAAAGAUAACAGAACAAAAUAUGCAGCCAAAGAAAUGAUCCUUACUUUUGCACAUUUUGCACCUUGACUUUUUUAUUCUUUUGCCGGCAGUAUUUUAUGGUGGUUAAUAUUAUCAUGAUGAUGAUGCUGAUAGCUAUAUGCAUAUAUACAAAUAAAUACAUUUUCAAAUGAUGGCAGUGGAAGGUUUUCCUGGAGAAUGAAGUGCGGUUCGGUUUCCUUGUCAACGGAAGAUGAAGUGAACAACUGAACAUCUCCCCAGUGCAGUUGCUCACAGGGUGCAUCCUUGGACAAGUCACUUAGAUGCCGAUCCUGAAAGGUUUUCAAGGCUUCCAUUAAUUCCAAAGACAUCUUUAAAGGGUUAAAGCCAAGUGAUCCAGCCAUGACCGGCAAAACACAGACCAGCAACGUCACCAAUAAGAAUGACCCGAAGUCCAUCAACUCUAGAGUCUUCAUCGGCAAUCUGAACACAGCCAUUGUCAAAAAAGGUGACAUCGAAGCAAUCUUUGCAAAGUAUGGGAAAAUAGUUGGCUGCUCUGUGCACAAAGGUUAUGCAUUUGUACAGUACAUGAGCGAGAGACAUGCCAGGGCUGCAGUGGCAGGAGAGAAUGCCAGGAUCAUCGCAGGGCAGCCACUAGAUAUCAACAUGGCAGGAGAACCAAAACCGUACAGACCAAAACCUGGCAACAAACGUCCACUUUCAGCACUUUACAGACUUGAAUCAAAGGAACCUUUUCUGUCUGUUGGUGGUUAUGUCUUUGAUUAUGAUUACUACAGGGAUGAUUUCUACAAUCGGUUGUUUGAUUAUCAUGGACGUGUCCCCCCACCACCUCGUGCAGUGAUACCAUUGAAGCGUCCUCGUGUGGCUGUGACAACAACUCGCAGAGGCAAAGGGGUUUUCUCCAUGAAAGGAACAUCACGAUCCACCUCAAGUGGGACUUCUUCCUCAGGAUCCAAAUCACCCACCCGUCUUCCCCUGCCCCUUAUGUGGAGUGAUACUGCCCUUGGAAGCGUCACUGGAAGAGGAAGAGAAAGAUCAGUGAAAUCAGAUGAGUUGCAAACAAUCAAGAAGGAAUUAACCCAAAUCAAAACAAAAAUUGACUCCUUGCUAGGGAGACUGGAAAAGAUUGAAAAACAGCAAAAAGCUGAAGCAGAAGCUCAAAAGAAACAAAUGGAAGAUAAUGCUGAUUUGGUUCAAGAAGAAUGCAUAUCAGAGAAUGCAGAUAACUCUACAGAAGAUCCAAUUGAAGGAGGGCCAGAUGGAGAUGGGGAUGGAGAAGAGAUGACUGAUGGGAUAGAGGAGGAUUUUGAUGAGGAUGGCAGCAAUGAGCUGUUUCUACAGAUCAAGUGAUGAGAUGCCACGUGUGAACCCCCUGAAGGCUGAGAAGAGAAACUCUUGACUUCCCCACAGAAAAUUGUGAACUGCAGUUUCUUAAUGGCUAGUAACACCUUUGAUUCAAUUUGUAUGAAAAUUAAAUUUACUUAUUAAAAUGGACAUUACUGUUCAAAUAUUAGAAAUUCCAUUUCUUAUAUGUUCUAAGCUGUACAAUUGUCAGAUUUUUAUGGUUUAGAUUGUAAAUGUGUUUUUCUCUGGCUAAUUAUUGGUAUUAUUUUUUUAAUUUUGAUGUCUUAAAAGCCAAUGUACUGUAUCAUAAUAAUAUGAAGGACAUAUUUAACAGGUGUGGGAAACACUGUAUACAAAUGUAUAUUUCUAAAAGCUAUUUUUAUGAUUAGCAUGUUUUACCAUAUUUAGAGUCAGGUGUUAUUGCACUUCUUGGUUUACAGCUUAAUGCAAACAAGUUCAUUAUGAUUAGUGACACACUUAAAAACAUUGUAUGGUAUUUUCCAUUCUUUUAUUUAUUAUAUUUGUCAUCUAAAAUAAUCAUGUUUACUAAUAGGGUUAGCUGCUAAAAAGUAAAAAUGUCAAAAUAUGAAAGCAAUUCUUGAUAAACUGUAAAUUGGAUCCUUUUGUUAAUCCCUUUCUUCGGAUAAGUGCUCUGUGAUGCCACGCACUAUGCAGUUGUUGCAGCGGUAUCUCCGCAUCUCUAAAGGCAGUUCCUUGCUGCCAUAUGGGAAGUUUACAUGAUAGUUAGUCCCCUCCCUAGCCAGGUAAAUCACCUAUGCUGCCAAUAUUUAAGAGCCUGAGUUGGUUUACUGAUUACUUUUUUGUUUCAUUUCCUGGCAGUAGUCUGUCCACUCCCAGACCCCAAAAGCCCUCCUAAAAGCCUGAAGUUGGAAUAAUUAAUUAUUACAGGUGCCCUAGGUGUAAUCUCAGCAUAGAAUUUCUUAAUAAAUCAUAUUUCCUUUCAUACAGAAUGGGUGCAUUAUUUCUCUUUUAUUAUUAAGAUAUUAAGGAUAUCAAAGCACAUCUGAUAUGUGUACAAGUUCUUCUUAUCUAAGGAGAGUAUCAUCUGAAAGCUAGGCCUCCUUAAUGCUGCAGACAAAACAAGGAAGAGAUGUUGAUUUACAUCUGCAUGUGAGAUAUACUCCUACAGAAAGAGGUAUGUCUUUGAAGUGAUUUUAGAGGCAAAAAAAAAUUAAAGCGACAACCUUCCAAAAGUGAGAGACACGAAUGUAAAUAUCUAAACCAGUCAAAUGGAGCUCAGACCCACUUGCAUGGCAAUACGGAGAACAUCAGCCCUAACUGAUAUCCAUUGCCAUGCUGUUUGGUAUCCAGCUCCACGCAGAUGAACCUUUACCUUGCUCUUAUAAUCAUUCACUACAGGCUAAAAGAAAGAGAAAAACAAAAGUAUUGGAGAGGCUCUUUAACAGAUCAAACUUUCAAUAUCUAUAAAAAACAGUCAUUUGUGAGAUGAUAGGCUCACCACUAAAAAUUAGGGUUAUGAAAGAAUAGUAUGAUUAGCUACACCUGAGCAUUAGCAAUUGCAGCCUCAGAAUCUGCCAAGGGUGACAGUUCCAGAAAAGGGAAAAAAUAUUACUUCCAUCUAAGAGAAAUGUUAGGACAAAUCAAAGGGCGAAAUAUUUCCUCACUUUCUCUGCUAUUUCUCCAUACAGUAUAGGUUAUGGUCAUCUUUAAUGGCCAGAAUGCAACAAGAAUUGCCAUUUGGGGAUCUCUAUCUUUGGCUGGCAGUUAAAAUAAGUCCAAAUCUUAGCAUCUCAGUAUCUCAGUAGACAUUUGCCCAUUUAAAAAACUGCUGACUGACUCUAGAAGGCCUAGAAUGUCAUCCAAGCAGAUCAGUUCUUUCACAUAUGGGAAACAGGUAGGUGCAUCUUCUCUUUACUAUCUCCAUUCUAAGUGACAUAAUAAUCACCAAGAAGCACUCCGAUUUUUAGAAACAUCUUCCUAAGAUCAUAUAUUCAAAGAAAUAAUUUCACCGGCUUAAUGUCAACCCUGUUUCACACUACAGUUUAAGUCCCAAAUAGAUUCUGAACACAAAAGGCACCUUUGAUAAGGUAAUGAGACACUGUUUCAUUUGCAAGCCAGAAGCUUCUUGUGCCAUGCAGUCUAUUACUAGCAAGGUUUCUUAAUGGCAUGUUUGCUUCAAAUCACUGCAGAGGAUGCUGGUAGCUUCAAUAGAGUUUGAUAGUUCUAUACCUAUGUAUGCAGUACACUCAGUGUUGUCUCCCAUUAAUGCAUAUACUUGCUUUUCAUUGGUUUUGUUAGUUGUGUGGGAUUUUUUCAUUUUGUGUUUUUGUUUUGUUUAAGAUUGUUCAUCCCUUGCAAUGUGGAAGAACAGGAAACAUAAAGGAUCUUGUCAAGUAGUUUGGCUAGUCAACAGUCAUAAAAUCUUUUAUGAGUAGUCCUGAAUUAAACUAAUUCAUUUUCAACAAAGACUUACAUCGUCUGUGUAUUUCGGAUAUUUGUUUCAAGCCUGUGCAGCUGCAUGAUGGAAAAUAUUUACUAAAAAAAAGCUUUAAAAUUUGGAUCAAUCAAUAAAAAAUAUUUUUACUUUUGUAAACUCUUGUAUUACAUAUUGUCGAUGUUCCUGUUAGUUUUGUCUGUAGAUCCACUUUUAGUUCUGAAAAAUCAUUGUAAUAAAACUAUGUAGAUAGCUACAGUAUUGUAAGCAGUCAUGUUUUUAAUCAACACCUCUGCAAGUCAAAAUUAAAGCAUUCGGGGUUUGCCCAUGUCAAGCAGAUUGAUGUUUCAUUACAGUUUUCUUUAAAAUGCUGUAACAUAAUUUUUACAUGUCUGUAAAUAAAUAUUUUCUCUG